GUUAAUUACGGAAACUUCUUCACAGAGCUUUUCUCCUUGUCUCGUUUUUUUUCCAAAUCUUCGUCAUUUUGGAGAUGGCAUCUCGUUGUGCCAAAGCUUUGCUGGGCAAUUCUUCGUAUGCCAUAAGAUCUUCUUUGAGGAAGUUUCAAACAUCCGCUUGUGCGACUUACCCUCUUGUACCGAUUGUGAUUGAGCAAACCGGACGCGGGGAGCGUGCGUAUGAUAUAUACUCCAGAUUGCUGAAGGAGAGGAUCAUUUGCGUCAUGGGACCUGUGUCUGACGAAAUGUCGAGUCUCGUCGUGGCGCAGUUAUUAUUCCUGCAAAGUGAAAGUAAUAAGAAGCCGAUCCAUAUGUACAUCAACAGUCCUGGAGGCAGUGUGACGGCAGGAUUAGGCAUUUAUGACACGAUGCAGUACAUUCUGCCUCCGAUUGCCACCUGGUGCGUAGGACAAGCGUGCUCCAUGGCUUCUUUGCUGCUGGCUGCGGGGGCCCAAGGGAUGCGGCAUUCUCUGCCGAAUGCCAGAAUAAUGAUCCACCAACCCUCGGGACAAGCGAGGGGUCAAGCCAGUGAUAUUCUCAUUCACGCAGAAGAAAUCAUCAAGAUCAAGAAGCAGUUGAAUCAGUUGUACAACAAACAUACCAAACAAGAAAUAGAUAUGAUAGAACGCAGCAUGGACAGAGACAGGUUUAUGUCGCCGGCAGAAGCCAAGGCUUUCGGCCUCAUCGACUUGAUCCUGGAACAUCCUCCGAAAUUGGGUGAGAAGUCAGUCGUGGAGUCCCCGAGUGGAGGGGAGGAUUCGGGAGUGAAUCCCGCCCGAGAGGACCCUGAGCCUGCACUCGCUGGGCAUUCGCGAGGUGUUCUCUGGGGAUUCAGACUUAGUUUUUUUGAAAAGAAAAAGAAAAAAACCCGGAAUUUAUUUUGGUUCACAGUCCCGAAAAGCGCAACGUCGUUUGACGAAGUUGAAAAAGGUGCUGCCGAUGAGGAGGUGCCUGCGGCACGAGCAGAAGCUGGUGAAUCCAAGGACAUGUCGGAAACCAACCCGUCUCUCGUCAGAGUCACGGAUGCCGAAGGCAACAACGCCCUUCAUUUGUCCUCAUGGCAAGGGAAGACAAAAACCGUGGGCUUUUUGGUGGACAAAAUACCCGUUGAUUCCCGGAACUUUGCCGGUAUGACCCCUCUGCACUUGGCCUGUGCCUCUGACCAGAGAGCAGUUGCCGAAUUGCUUCUUGAAAAUGGCGCGGAUCCGUUGGCCGUGUCGAUUCUGGGUGCGACGAGUGUCGACAUUGCUGCGUGCAACUCGAACGCGGACUUGCUUCGAUGCCUUCUGCAAAGUGUCGGAGCCAAGCGAGUGGAUCUCAACUCCAAGUUGGCGUCUGAUUUGUGCGAAAAGGUUCCGUUUCUAUUUGCGGGUUGCCUGGCGGAAGAUCCGGGCAUCUGUCGGAUAUUGCUCCAAGCCGGCGUGAAUGCCGAUGCCUGGGAUUCAUUCACGUGCACGUCGGUGCUCAUGUUGGCCGCCACGCGAGGCGUCCGACACGUUGUGGAUCUUCUCGUGGAUUGGGGAGCCAAGCCUGGACGAAAGUCACCGGGUGGAAACGGCGCCGCUGACUUUGCCGCCUAUUGGGGCCACGUUUUCCCGCGACUCGGGCGCAGGAACGCCAAGCAGCAGUUUUUCCGCAGGCCAGUGAAUGACAUUGUGACGGCUGUGAAACUCGGGGACGCCCUGGCGGUGCAGCGGGUCUUGGCAGAGUUGGGCGCGGAAGUCGUGGAUGCCAAGAGCGAUGACGAAGGGGCGACUGCCUUGUCGUAUGCCGCCACUCUGGGACGGCUGGACCUCGUCCGAAUGCUGGUGGAAUACGGGGCGGACGUGAAUGCGCAGGACGACAGGUUCAAGUGGACUGCGUUGAUGCAAGCCGUUUUUCACGGACAUUUUCAAGUUGCCGAGUACCUCAUACAAGUGGGAUGUGAUGUGACGAAGACGGCCGACGAUGGAUGUGCGGCGUUGGACCUGCUUUGGAUCGCGGACAAGCACUUGGACGACCCGAGAUUUUUGCAACUUUUGUCGAAAGCACAUCAGCAGCAGACGGACGCCAAAACCCUCGAGCGGUUGUCGAAAUGUGGCCGAAAAACGGCGUGGGAAGAUCGGAAGGUUUCCAAUGAAGGGGUGAAGGCUUGGUUGUCUAGAAUUGCGAAACGCGUCAAGAACGUCAAGUGGAGCAAAGACCCAAUCAGAGUAGUUGUUGUGGACGAGACGAAGAAGCCUGAUGAAUUGGAGAAGGAAAGCUGUGCUUUCUUCGCUGCAACCUCUUCGUCUCUCUCUCCGUUUCCGAGCAAAUUUUCAAUGCCUACUCAAUAUGGCCCGCUUCCCGGGCAGAAGUCGUCGUCAUUUUUGGAAGAACCCUUUUUCGGACGAACCGUAAAAGUCCCUUCUCCUUCGACUGCCUUUGGUGGAGAUGGAGAAGACUUUCUUUCCCCCAUGAAACCAACUGUGAUCACCAUUGAGACGUGCGUGAGUGACCGAAAGCGAAAGGACUCCGAUGAUAGCUUCAAGGGCAUGAUUCUGCUAAGACCUGGUGAAGACGAGUUCAUGAAACGGAAGGGCAAAAAGCGUGAAGCGGACAAUUUUUUUGACGGCCAAAUGAGCGAAUUGGUGAAGCACGUGACUGACUUGAAGGCCAAGUUGACUACUUUCGGACUGGAAUCUUACCUCCCGACCUUAUUGGAUCAGGAAGUUGACGUCCAAGUUCUGGGCAUGUUGGACAAGGAGGAUUUGGACGAGAUGAAUGUGAACGAAGCAGAUAAGCCUGCUUUCCUGAUGCUCAUCAAUUCUCUAAGAGUGUGAAGGAUUUUUUUUAAUGGAUCUCAGCGCAUAAUCAAGUGCCUUUGCGUAGCUUCAAUAACGCAACAGUGUGGUUACUGUGGCCUUAUUCGGAAUAUUACUGUGAUUUGCUCUC
Messenger RNA from Notodromas monacha, 2952 nucleotides. The record is from the annotation of a GenBank genome assembly. Lineage: Eukaryota; Metazoa; Arthropoda; Ostracoda; Podocopida; Cyprididae.